Glycine soja is the source of this 1319-nucleotide messenger RNA. Its product is annotated as proline transporter 1-like. Gene Ontology annotation, cellular component: plasma membrane. Lineage: Eukaryota; Viridiplantae; Streptophyta; Magnoliopsida; Fabales; Fabaceae. Bases 139 to 1176 code for a protein of 345 amino acids. The record is from RefSeq and is a predicted model, not a curated record. The transcript is spliced from 6 exons.
AUCAUUUCCCUUUCUUUGAAUGAAUUGUCUCAAGUGGUCAAUGGUCAUAUUUAUUUCAGCCUGAAUAUUCCAUGCUACAGCCGUUGUGAUUAUUUAAGGAGCAAAAACUUGUUCUUUUCCACAGAUCUAGAAUUCGCCAUGGAUGUUGAAGGAAGAGCCAGCAAGGGAAAGCCUCUCACUCUGAACCUUGAACAAGGUCAAGAAAAGGGUACCCAAAAUGAUGAUUAUGGUCUCGCUUCUGCUCAUACCAUUGACCGAGAUUCGUGGCAACAAGUAGGGUUGAUGCUGGUGACAAGCUUCAAUUGCGGGUGGAUAUUAAGUUUUUCUAAUCUGUGUUUGUGGCCAUUGGGUUGGACUUGGGGUAUCAUAUGCCUUAUUGUUGUGGGAUUCUACACUGCCUAUGCAAACUGGCUCUUGGCAGCAUUUCAUUUCAUUGAUGACCGCAGAUUCAUUAGAUACAGAGAUCUUAUGGGAUAUGUUUACGGCAAGAGUAUGUACCACCUCACCUGGGUUUUCCAGUUUUUGACCCUUCUUCUUGGAAAUAUGGGUUUCAUCCUCCUCGGAGGCAAGGCACUUAAGUCCACGCUACGUAAGCCAGCAGUGAAGAACAUGAGGAAGGCCCUGUAUUUGCAGUAUACAGUGGGAGUUCCGUUCUAUUAUGGUGUUACCGUAAUCGGAUAUUGGGCUUAUGGAACAAUGGUGUCGGCAUACCUUCCAGAAAACUUAAGUGGUCCCAAAUGGAUUAAUGUCCUCAUCAAUGCCAUCGUCUUUUUGCAGUCCAUAGUCUCCCAACAUAUGUUUGUAGCACCAAUUCAUGAGGCUUUGGACACUAAAUUCCUAGAAAUUGACAAGCCCAUGCAUUCAGGGGAGAACUUGAAACGCUUAUUUCUCCUACGUGCGUUUUUCUUUACAGGGAACACAUUCGUUGCUGCAGCCUUUCCUUUUAUGAGUGACUUUGUAAACUUUCUUGGCUCAUUUUCACUCGUUCCUCUGACCUUCAUGUUCCCUAGCAUGGUCUUCAUCAAGGUUAAGGGAAGAACAGCUAGAAUAGAGAAGAAGGCGUGGCACUGGUUCAACAUCGUUUUUUCUUUUCUGCUCACAAUUGCAACCACAAUUUCAGCAGUACGGUUGAUAGUCAACAACAUCCAAAAGUAUCAUUUCUUUGCAGAUGCAUGAUUGCUGAUAUCAUUCAGCUGUAUGGCUUAAUAUCGGUUUGAAUUAGGCCAGCAGUUAUAUAAUAUAAAAAAAAAUACUGUAUAUAUUCGGUGAGCUUGAAUAGUUAAAAGAAUCUUAAUAAAUAAAAUUAAGUUAAAAUGUAA